GAGUUGAUUAUUAAUUUAUCAUCAUCAUCAUCAUAUUGUUAAAUUAAAAUAGAUAUGAAUCAGUCAUCAUAGACAGACAGGGAAAUGCUGAGUAGUCAGAUAUACAGCCCUUAUCCGAAGUGACGCUGCAUGGCUCCUAUUGAGGUGGAGUAAUCACAAUUCACAAUUAAUUAAUUUGUUAAAUUCUAAAUUUCUAGAAGAAUAAAUGAGAUUUGCAUCCUAAACAUGUAUGACUACUAACAAUAAUAUGAUCUGAUUUGAUUUCUCUUUCCAAAACAGCAGUGUAUAUAAUAUAUCCCAUCCAAAUCGCCUAAAAAUGUAACCUAUUAACCUCUUUUCCAAAUAAAUACCACAUGUGUAAAAAAUUAUAUUAUAAUUUGUUGAGUCAUACUUCAAUUUCAACGAAUAAAAGGGAAACGUGGGAAAAAAAAAAAAACCAAUUUUUUUAAAUAAAAUUAUGAAUUAUUACUUUGUUCAAAUUAAAUUUUUUGUUUGGUAGAAACUACUGUAUAUUCAAAUUUAAUUCCCACGAUAAAAAUAUAAAAAAUGAGAAGCAAAUUUGGCCACUCCUUCCCCUGUCACAUGAGAAAAUGAGAAAUAAAAGGCCAAAACUCAACCUUACUAACAAUCAUUCCUCUUCUUCUGCACAAACUGCAAAUACCUUUGCCACUUCCUUUUUCCUAUCCAAAAUGACAGAACACACUGAAACAUCAAUUUCCGAUGAUAACACCAACAUCAACCACAACCUUAAGGUACCACUUCUUCCACUCCAAAGAACACAGAACAACAACAACAACUUUUUCACCUUAAAAUCCUUUUUCACCCUCAACAAUUUCUAUGUUAUUCUUGGUCCUUUAUUAUCUCUAUUCAUCAUUCUCUUUGUCAAACUCGAUGCUCCUAAAAGUAGCCGUAACAUGCUAGCUGUUAUUGCUUGGGUUUUCAGUUGGUGGGUUACCUCUGCUUUACCACUUCCAGUUACAUCUAUGUGUCCUCUGUUUCUAUUCCCUCUGUUUGGAAUUGCUUCAGCUGAUACUGUUGCUCAUUCUUACAUGGAUGAUGUUAUUACUCUUGUUUUGGGAAGUUUCAUUCUUGCUCUCGCCGUUGAACGUUACAACGUUCAUAGAAGAUUAGCCUUGACCGUGACAUCAGUGUUUUGUGGGGAACCGUUGAAUCCAGCGCUAUUAUUAUUGGGUCUAUGUGCCACGUCAUUCUUUGUGAGUAUGUGGAUGCACAACGUGGCAGCUGCAGUCAUGUUAAUGCCGGUGGCUACAGGUCUUUUACAGCGACUUCCACCACCGUCGGAGCAAUCAGAGCUGGUUAAUAAAUUCAGUAGAGCGGUGGUUCUUACGGUGGUUUAUGCAGUGCCAAUUGGUGGUAUAAGUACUUUGACGGGGACAGGUGUCAAUCUGAUAUUGGUUGGUAUGUGGAAGAGUCUUGCACCUGGUGCAAAACCAAUAAGUUUCAACACAUGGUUCUUCUUUGCUUUUCCGAUAGCUUUUGUUUUUCUUAUAUGCUUUUGGUGUAUCGUAUGCUUACUUUAUUUACGGAAGGGUACAGCAAGGGCUCUCUCUUCUUAUUUGAGUAAAGCACACUUGAAGAGAGACUUAGAAGCUCUUGGUCCUAUGUCUUUCGCCGAGAAAAUGGUGUUGUCCGUGUUUGGGUUGCUUAUCGUAUUAUGGAUGACAAGAAGGAUCACAGAUGACAUACCCGGAUGGGGAUCUUUCUUCAAUGACCUUGUUGGUGAUGGAAGUGUCAGUGUUAUGGUGGCUGUAUUACUAUUCAUAAUCCCUAACAGAAAACAAGAGGGUGAGAAAAUAAUGGAUUGGAAUGAAUGCAAGAAAUUACCUUGGAACCUCAUUUUACUUCUUGGAGCUGGUUUUGCUUUAGCUGAUGGAGUUCAAUCUAGUGGUCUAGCAGAUGUACUUUCAAGAGCCUUAGAUUUCUUAGAAGAUGCCCCAUAUUUAGCAAUUGCUCCUGCAGUUAGUCUUAUUAGUAGUAUCAUUACUGAAUUUAUCACUUCUAAUGAUGCCACUGCCACACUUAUUAUUCCACUUCUAUUUCACAUAGCUAGGACUAUGCAUGUACAUCCUCUUCUUCUUAUGAUCCCAGGAGCAAUUGCAUCUGAAUUUGCUUUCUUGCUUCCAACUUCAACUCCAUCAAAUGUAGUUGGAUUUGCCACUGGUCAUAUUGAAAUCCAAGAUACACUUAAAGUUGGUUUGCCACUUAAGGUUACUUUCAUAGCUGUGCUCUCAUUUUUUAUGCCAACUCUAGGAGCUUUUGUUUUUGGAACAGAUGGCGAAUGGAUGCCAAACAAAAUCUCUCCUUAGAUGAGAAAUUGAUUUCUUUUCUAAUUAAUUUCCACGAUGCUUUUUGAAUUUUUGGUGUCAUUUAUGAAUGAAAAUUUGAAGCAACCUUCCUUCUUACCUCAAAAACCAAAGGAUAGAGAAUGUGGUACUCAUGUAGAUAUAUUAUACUCCACAGGCAAUGGAGGAGGGGAUAUAAAUAUAGGUUUAUUUGUUCAUUGAUUUUUAUUUUAUUUUCAGUCAGUCGGAUGAAUAGAUUUUAUCAAUUUUUGUUGUAAUAUAUUUUCUUUCAAUAAUUAUUGAAGAAAGAGUGAUUUUGUGUUUA
Trifolium pratense (red clover) is the source of this 2628-nucleotide messenger RNA. Its product is annotated as tonoplast dicarboxylate transporter-like. The record is from RefSeq and is a predicted model, not a curated record. Gene Ontology annotation, molecular function: transmembrane transporter activity. The transcript has 6 exons. Gene Ontology annotation, cellular component: membrane. NCBI's taxonomy places the organism in Eukaryota, Viridiplantae, Streptophyta, Magnoliopsida, Fabales, Fabaceae. Gene Ontology annotation, biological process: monoatomic anion transmembrane transport. The coding region runs from base 591 to 2327 and encodes 578 amino acids.